AUGCAGCAGCACCUCGUGGGCCAGCUGGGCAGCCGCCUGCAGGCCUACGCGCAGCUCCAGCGGCGCCUCGACAACCUCGAGAACCUGCUCAGGAACAGGAACUUCUGGCUGCUGCGCCUGCCGCCCGGCGCCCGCGGCGAGGUGCCCAAGGUGCCGGUGACGUUUGACGACGUGUCUGUGCACUUCAACGAGCAGGAGUGGGAGCGCCUGGACGGCUGGCAGAAGGAGCUCUACAAGGCGGUCAUGAGGGGCAACUAUGAGACCCUGGUGUCACUGGGUAAGGAGCAGGAGGCGGCGCGGGGAGGAGAUGAGGUCUCCAUGGAGGCUGACACGGAGCUGCCCAUCCUGGUGAUGAACGUCACGUCCCUGAGCGCGCAGGAGGAGCCGCCGGGCAGGCAGGACCGGCCGGAGGCGGAGGAGGGCCCGGCUGAGCCCAGCGCCGACGGGGGCUUCUCACCAAAGAACGAGCUGGCGAGCGGCGGUGCUGACAAGGUGGAGGUGAAGGAGGAGGAGCCCGAGGCGCCGCAGGAGCUUCCCACGCCGCCGCGCGCCCUCAGGAUGCAGAAGUGCCCCAAGAAGGAGGAGGCGAAGGCCAAGAGCAAGAGGAAGGGCGGCAGGUGCCCCGCGGGCAGCGUGCUGGUGGGGCCGUCGCCGCGGGGCUACGUGCGCGAGUGGUCGCACCCCUGCACCGAGUGCGGCAAGCGCUUCCGCCUCAAGAUCAACCUCAUCAUCCACCAGCGCAGCCACGCCAAGGAGGGGCCCUACGAGUGCGCCGUGUGCGAGAUCAGCUUCGCCGACAAGAGCCACCUGGACCUGCACCGCAGCAUCCACACGGACGGCAGGGCCUUCGGGGCCAAGGUGUGGGGCAACGUGCACCCGGAGCUGCGCAUCCGGCCCAGGAAGAAGCUCUGCGGGGCUCUCUACGGAGGGACCCCCCGCCUGGAGCACAAGGAGCCCUGGCUGGGCCCCGUGAAGAGCGAGCCGGACGCCAGGAGCCCGCCCAGCACGCAGCUCUCCCCCAACCACAGGCGCCAGGCGCACGAGAAGCCGCUGUCCAAGUGCCCCGUUUGCCGGAAGAAUCUCUCCUGCACCUUCUCCCUGCAGAGGCACCUGCGGACGCACGCGCGGGACCGGCCGCACCACUGCAGCGAGUGCAAGAAGUCCUUCACGCGCAGCACGCACCUCAAGCGCCACCAGAAGAUCCACGAGCGCCAGAGGGCCCUGGAGAAGCUGCAGCAGAGCAAGCCGGACCGGGCUGAGCUCGACGCUUCUACGGCGACCACAACAGCGACCACAACGUAG
Messenger RNA from Nothoprocta perdicaria, 1302 nucleotides. RefSeq names its product zinc finger protein 212-like. The record is from RefSeq and is a predicted model, not a curated record. The coding region runs from base 1 to 1302 and encodes 433 amino acids. Lineage: Eukaryota; Metazoa; Chordata; Aves; Tinamiformes; Tinamidae. The transcript has 7 exons. Gene Ontology annotation, biological process: regulation of DNA-templated transcription.